UUCGCAGUUUAUUAUUUGGUGUUGGAGCGCUCGGGAUCCGCUGCCGGCCGGGGAGAGAGACGCACAAACGCACCGUCAGAAAAUGACAGUAGAGAGAAUAUUUGCCGAGCUUGGACAUUUCAAAAGAUUUCAGGCAUGUCUCUAUUUUGCAGCAGUCUUCCAGGCCAUAGCCUGUGGGAUCCACUACCUGGCCUCUGUCUUCUUAGUGGAGACGCCAAACUUUGUGUGCAGUGUGCCAAACAUCACCGAUGUCCUAUACGGGAACCUGACGGGGUCUAGCCUGGAAGACAUCCUGCCGGUUUUCAAGUGGGGGAGGGGGCCCUUGGUGGUGAGGACAGCUGAAGGAGAGCAGUGGGAGCUCAGCCGGUGCCGCUGCGCCCUGCGCAUCAACCCAAGACACUUUACAUACGACUUUGAUGGCAACAAAACAUUGAGAGCCUGUGAUGGGAACUUUGCUUACGACCACACCGAAGUCCACCAAAGCAUUGUGACAGACUGGAACUUGGUGUGUGAGAGAGAGUGGCUGGCCAAGCUGUGCCAGCCCACCUUCAUGCUGGGGGUGCUGGUUGGAGCGCUGGUGUUUGGGGACAUUGCUGACAGACUUGGUCGUGUGAGGAUUCUGAUGUUCACCAGCCUCUGUCAGUUUGGACUUGGGGUGUCUGUAGCGUUCUCUGGAAACUACUACUUCUUUGUAGUGCUCCGCUUCCUCCUUGCCAUGGUGUCCAGCGGCUACCUUGUAGUGGUGUUUGUCUAUGUCACAGAGUUUACUGGCAUCAAGGUACGCACAUGGACCUCUAUGCACGUGCAUGCAGCCUUUGCUGUCGGCGUCAUGAUCGUGGCUCUGACUGGUUACCUGGUGCGGGUCUGGUGGAUCUACCAGAUCAUCCUCUCCAUGUGCACGUCGCCCUUCCUGUUCUUCUGUUGGAAGUUCCCCGAGACACCCUUUUACUUGAUGGCCAAGGGCCGUUACAAGGAUACUCAGAUCCUGCUGGAUGCAAUGGCCCGCUUCAAUGGCCUUAAGUACAGGCUUAAAGUGGAGGACCUCCUGGAGCCAAAGGAUAAUGGCAGAGUUCUGCUGGAGGAGGGAGAGGAGCAGCUAUUGCAGUCUGAAAAGAAGCUGUCCAUCCUGGAUCUGUUUGGCAGCUGGAGGAUGGCGGGGCGUACGUGCACAGUGUGGGCCAUCUGGUUCAUCGGCAGCCUGGGCUACUACGUUUUCUCUUUAGGCUCAGUCAACCUUGGAGGAAACCAGUACAUUAACCUCUUCCUUGCUGGUGCCGUGGAGAUCCCCUCUUAUUUGGUUGGCUGUUUUGCAAUGGACCGGAUUGGCAGGAAGAAGACAUGUGCCCCGGCUCUGCUCCUGGCCGGGGUCGCUUGUAUGCUCAUCAUUGUGGUACCUGCUGACAACGAGUCAUUGGCCAUCGCUCUCUCUAUGACGGGGAAGUUUGCCAUUGCCAUUGCCUUUGGUCUCAUCUACCUGUACACCUGUGAGCUUUACCCAACCAUCAUCAGGUCUCUGGCGGUGGGUAGUGGUAGUAUGAUGUGCCGUGUUGGCAGUGUGGUGGCGCCCUUCUGUGUGUACCUGGCGGAUGUCUGGGUCUACCUACCUCAGCUCAUUGUGGGAAUCCUGGCAUUCAUUAUUGGAGUGCUGACAUUUUUGUUGCCUGAGACACUGGGCAGACCUCUAACAACCACCUUGGAAGAGGCCGAAGCUCUGGGACGUAAGCCCAGUGAGAUGAACUCAGACCUGGGCAAUAAAGAUGCUGAGGAUGGGUUGAAGAUGAAUCAACAUGAAGCCAAGGUCUGAGUUGUACACUGCUGGAAAACCAGCGAGACAGAUGCACAGGGAGAAGCUUUGGGGGGGAAAUGAAGGAAAAGAGAGGAGGUGAUGGCUGCCAUAAACUGAAAAAGAAUCAUCAUUGAAUUAUUGGAUUGUUUAUGAAAAAAAUCUAAAAGCAACAACAAACCUUUAUCAGAACUUGUGGAAAUUACAUGUUUGUUGACAUUUUGUUCUUCAAAGUGACCAAUGAUUGAUUACUACAAAGGUCCUUUACAGGAGACAUUAAACAAACCCUACUGCAUUCAUAGAGAUCUGAGUAAUGUAGCAGUCACCGAUGCAGUGCAAUCCAUGAAUUCAAUGAACUGGAAAAGCGUGUGUGUUUGUGUGUGUGUGUGUUUGUGUGUGUCUGUGUUGUGUGUGCACCCAUGACCAAGGAAAUACGAAGUAUAUUAAAGGAUUAUUUUCACUUAAUGACAUCUUGUAACCAAGAGAAAUAAUAACUUUGUUGUCAAAGUAAUUGCUGAGAUUUGGGAGCACAGAGAUAUAGCUACCAACAAAGUCUGACAGCCAACAGCCAAAUUAUCCAAACAGCUUUAUUUCGAGGUAAAAACCAAAGGCAGCACACUAGAAAUAUCAGUAAGAAUACCUCCUAUGCACAGGAAAACUUCAGCAUACACAGCAGGUCAGAGUUAAACCACAAAAUGUGAUGUUUACAAUGUCUGUAAACUGGAUGACUGCUUGCCUUUGUUUUCUCUUUCAAAUUGGUUCAGUUAUGCAUACAGAUGCAAUGUUAUUCUAAGCACACAAAGCAACACCAUGAUCAAAACAAUAGAAUGUUUUAUUCUAAUAACAAAGAAGUGCCAUUUUUAAAGUCACCCUUUUAUUAUUUUUAACUCUUUUUUUUAUCUCAGGGCAUCUGCUUUUGGAUAUCACUGUAAAAUUAUCCUAAUAUACCUUUUACUUUUUCACUUAGUUAAACAGUAUCCAUCCUGUUUAAGAUGGUAUUGCUUAGCUUUAACUUUGUUAUUUAAUGUGAGUGUGAGUGUGUGCGCUUCUGUGUUAGUCCGAACAAUAGUUUGUGUCCAAAUUUCAACAUGCUUAUUCUGUGUAUGCAAUACACAGCCGGACAUACUGAAGGAAAUGUAUAUAGAGUAAUCUAGAUGCGUCAAGAUGUGAGAUCCGGAUGUUUGGACCAAGAAUAAACCACAACAGUGUGGAGAUUCACCUGCUUUACAAUAUGUGUAUAC
Molecule: messenger RNA, 3024 nt
Organism: Micropterus salmoides (largemouth bass)
Lineage: Eukaryota; Metazoa; Chordata; Actinopteri; Centrarchiformes; Centrarchidae
Gene: slc22a16
Product: solute carrier family 22 member 16
Exons: 8
Coding region: 83-1804 (573 amino acids)
Biological process (GO): transmembrane transport
Cellular component (GO): membrane
Source: RefSeq, a predicted model, not a curated record